This is a messenger RNA of Rotaria sp. Silwood1, 708 nucleotides long. NCBI's taxonomy places the organism in Eukaryota, Metazoa, Rotifera, Eurotatoria, Philodinida, Philodinidae. The record is from the annotation of a GenBank genome assembly.
AUGAAAUUAAAAGCUUAUCUCAAUAAACACGAUUCCAAUAUAUCGCUUAGACAGUACUCUCGUACGUAUGCUUAUGAUCAUUGGACAUCGAAUGGAGUGGUUCAUGACAACGAUACAUUACCUACCAUUUCAACAUUAACCAAUCAUAGAGAGGAUGCCAUUGGAAUAGCUUUGACACAUAUUGAAAAUUGGGUACAGUCUUGUUUAGAGGAAUGGAUCAACCGUUCAUUAAUGUCAGAAAAAGGAUACGAGUGUUUUGAAAAUUUACAAUCUUUUUACGAAGAUUAUCAACAAGCAGCUUUGAAUUUUUAUUAUUCAAAUAAUAAAUCUACAGAUCCAAUUGGUUAUAGUCGAUUUAUUCUAACAUCAUUGACAAUAAUUUGUUUGAUGCAUAAAAGAUUAUGUGAAGACAAGAGAUUCGAACGAUUGAAAUUACAUGCUAUUCGAAUCCCACAUAUUUUGGAUCUAUUUGAACUUUUAAUAUUACCUAAUCGAGAUGAUAUGAUUCGAGCUCGAAAUUUGUAUGAUUAUUUUCGAGAAUUCAAUGACAAACGAUAUCCCGAUCUGAUAAGUAAUAUAGAAUCGACAAAUGCUUUUGGUGUUUAUUUUGUUGAUCAAUCACAGAAAAUGAAUGAAACUCUACAGAAAAUUCAAGAUCAAGUUGAACAAGACAGAAAAGAUAAAAUAAAAGAAGUGAACAACUCAUGA